Molecule: messenger RNA, 1380 nt
Organism: Eremomyces bilateralis CBS 781.70
Lineage: Eukaryota; Fungi; Ascomycota; Dothideomycetes; Eremomycetales; Eremomycetaceae
Product: L domain-like protein
Exons: 2
Coding region: 1-1380 (459 amino acids)
Molecular function (GO): protein binding
Source: RefSeq, a predicted model, not a curated record
AUGAGUGCGACCCCGCGGAAGCCGCGUCCCGCAAUCAGCGAGAUGUUCAACCCACCGACAGACAACGCAAUCCCACCGGUACCGAAGCUCUCCGCAACCAAGAACAUCGCCUCGAACACCCCGGACAAGACCUCGAAGUCGUCCGCGGCGCUCAGGGAUCAGAUCCGGAAGGCAAAGGCGGCGCGGAAGUCAGAUGUAGCGUCGACCCAAGGAAGCAAGACCGUAGCAUCCGGGUACUCUACGGACGCGCAAUCGGAUCCGUUCAACCAGCUCCCGAAACUCGGCACCUCAUUGUUGAAACGGCGCAUCGACAUGGCUCGCACGGAUGGCCGCUUAAACCUGAUCGCCAUGGGCCUGCAGGAGUUCCCGCCGGAAGUGUUGAAGAUGUACGAUUUCGAGGCCAAUGCGGACAGCAGCGUUCCCUGGGGUGAGGCGGUGGACCUGACGCGGUUCAACGUGGCGGAUAACGAUCUGAAAGCCAUCCCCGACGAGCUGUUUCCGGAUGUUGAUAUGGCGAAUGUCGACAAUAACGAGGAGGUCGAUCUGCCUCAAUUCGGGGGGAUAGAAGUGUUGGAUCUGCAUGGGAAUCUGUUGCGGACGUUGCCGAUGGGACUGCGGCGGUUGGAGAGACUCACGUCGCUUAAUCUAACGCGAAAUAAUUUGGACGACAACGUCUUCGAAGUCAUCUCCCAAAUUAAGCCGCUCCGAGAUCUCAAACUCUCAGAAUGCUCCCUGUCCGGCACACUGCCGGAAUCAAUCGGCCAGCUCCAUGCGCUGAAGACCCUUGACCUAAGCGGAAACAAACUCACCGCCCUCCCCGACUCCAUGCAAUCUCUCACCCACCUCCGCAUCCUCGACGUCUCCCAAAACAAACUCACCUCCCUCUCCCUCUCCAUCCUCCAAUCCUGCCCCCUCCGGGACCUCCUCGCCACCAAGAACUCCCUCGCCGGAACCCUCUUCCCCCCCUCCGUCCCCGGCCACCCUCGCCUCGAGCGCCUCGUCGUCUCCUGCAACUCCCUCACCUCCCUCACUCCCCUCCCAACCCUCGCCCUUCCCUCCCUCGCCACCCUCGACUUCUCCGUCAACCGCAUCACCGCCCUCCCUGACCUCGCCGCCUGCCCGCAGCUCACGGCGCUGCUGGCCGAAGAUAACAAGCUCACGGAGUUGCCGCGCGGGUUCACGGCGCUGGCACGGCUGAAGAGCGCGGACUUCACCGGGAAUGAUCUGCGGGUUAUUGACGAGGAGGUGGGGUUGAUGGAGGCGUUGGUGAGCUUGAGAGUCGCGGCGAAUCCGUUGAGGGAUCGGAAGUUUUUGACGAUGGGGGCAGAGGAGAUUAAGAAGGAUUUGAGAGGGAGGUUGGCUCCGGAUUUAAAUUUUUGA